AUGUCGUCUAUUAUCAGUGUGUCGAUCAAUAAAGAACAGCCAGCGAUGGUGCCUUUCGACCUGGACUAUCAACAAACUCUUGGAUCACCGUUCGUCUCUUUUAUCGAUCUGUCAAUGAUCAAUGAGCUUUAUGGAUGCAAAAAUUCAUGCGAUCCUGCUACUUCGGUGAUUUGUGAAAUGGGCGGUUUCCCAAAUCCGCGGAACUGCAGCAAAUGUGUCUGUCCUGGUGGUUAUGGUGGAGAUCGAUGUACAGAUGAAAGAAUUAUGGACUGUAAAAACAUGGAUUAUAGUUACCAUUCAGCCAAAGGCUGA
Messenger RNA from Ostertagia ostertagi, 312 nucleotides. NCBI's taxonomy places the organism in Eukaryota, Metazoa, Nematoda, Chromadorea, Rhabditida, Trichostrongylidae. The record is from the annotation of a GenBank genome assembly.